This is a messenger RNA of Linnemannia hyalina, 1464 nucleotides long. The record is from the annotation of a GenBank genome assembly. Lineage: Eukaryota; Fungi; Mortierellomycota; Mortierellomycetes; Mortierellales; Mortierellaceae.
AUGUGUAUCAACUGUAUUCGCAACCAGGUCGAUAUCACAGAGGGCAUCCCCAAACACGCUACCAUCUGCUUCUGCCGUAACUGUGAGCGUUACCUCCAGCCCCCCAUGCUCUGGGUUGCCUGCCAGCUCGAGUCCAGAGAGCUCCUUGCCCUCUGCCUAAAGAAGCUCAAGGGUCUCAAUAAGGUCCGCUUGGUCGACGCAGGAUUCAUCUGGACAGAGCCUCAUUCAAAGCGCAUCAAGCUCAAGCUGACGAUCCAGAAGGAGGUCUUCACUUCGACCAUUCUUCAGCAGAUCUUUGAGGUCGAGUUUGUGAUCUCGCACCAGCAGUGCGACGACUGUGCCAAGGUCAUGGCCCAGAACACAUGGAAGGCAAUGGUCCAGGUCCGCCAGAAGGUUGACCACAAGCGUACCUUCUUGUAUCUCGAGCAGUUGAUCAUUAAGCACAGCGCUCACAAGGACACCAUUAACAUCAAGGAGUGCAAGGACGGACUCGACUUUUACUAUGCCUCCCGCUCCCACGCCCUCAAGAUGGUCGAGUUCUUGUCCGCCAUCACUCCCCUCAAGAGCAAGGCUUCUGAGCAGCUCAUCUCGACCGAUAUCCACUCUGGUACCUCCAACUACAAGUUCAGUUACUCGAUCGAGCUGGUCCCUAUCUGCAAGGACGAUCUCCUUUGCUUGCCCUCCAAAAUCGCAAAGACCUUGGGUAACAUCAACCCCUUGGUCAUCUGCUACAGGAUUGGAAACUCGGUCCACGCCAUGGACGUUAACACCCUGGCCGUGGCUGAAAUCUCUACCCAGACUUACUGGCGCACUCCCUUCCAGGCCUUGGCCUCGGUCAAGCAGUUGACAGAGUACUAUGUCCUGGACGUCGAGCCCUGCGGACCUGUUCGUGGCAAGUACGUCCUCGCUGAUAUCCAGGUUGCCAAGGCUCAGGAUGUUGGCCGUAACGACACCACCUUCUUUGCCCGCUCCCACCUCGGUGGUAUCUUGAACCCCGGCGACAGUGUGAUGGGAUACGAUGUUGGCUCUUCCAACUUCAACAACGAUGCUUUUGACAGCCUCCACCGUGGAUCCCUGCCCGAUGUCAUCUUGAUCAAGAAGGCCUACCCAUCCCACCGCAAGCGCAACAAGGGCCGUAACUGGGAGCUUCGUCAGCUCAAUAAGGAGGAGGAGGAUAUGGCACCCCGCAAGCAGGACAAGGAGCGUAUCGAGCAGGAUUACGAGAUGUUCUUGCGUGAUCUCGAGGAGGAUGCCGAGCUCCGUUCCACCGUUAACCUUUACAAAGCCGAUAAGCCCAAGAAGGAGGGCGACCUUGCUAUGGUUGAGGACAGCGAGUCUGACUAUGAGGAUGAAGACUUCCCCGAGAUUCAGUUGGACGAGUUGCUGGAUAACCUCAAGUUGGAUGACGGUCCCGACAACGAAUACGAUUCCGCUCAGGAUGGCGAUGAUAUGAUGAUGGACUAA